AACGCGCUCCUCGGAGGAGGGUCUGCCAGGGCGCAAUCGCUUUCCGUGGUCCUCGCUCCCGGUCCCCAGCCAAGUCUCGGCGGCGGCAGCUUUCUCCGGAAGGAACCCAGCCGGGGGGCGGCGGGAUGCCGGGGUGCCGCAUCAGCGCCUGCGGCGCAGCGCCCCGCCCGGGGGAGCCGCCGCCCCCUCCCCCUCCCCUUCCCUUUCCCCUCCCCCCGCCCUCCUCUCCCGCGUCCUCGGACCCCGCGGAUGAGCCGGGCUCCCCGCCUCCGUCCCCACCUCCUCAACCCCCUCCGCAGCCCCAGUCCGCCGCAGCCCCUGGGACCCCGGCGGCGGCGGAGAAGGGCGGGGGGCGCGGCUUGGAGCUGCAGCGUUGGCGGCCCGGGGGGCACGGCACGGCGGGCGCGGCGGCGGCGGCGGGCAGCCGGGCGCUGGAGCUGGCUGAAGCCCGGCGGCGGCUGCUGGAGGUGGAAGGCAGGCGGCGGGUGGUGUCGGAGCUGGAGAGCCGGGUGCAGCAUCUCCAUCGCGUCUUUCUGGCGGCCGAGCUGCGCCUGGCGCACCGCGCCGAGAGCCUGAGUCGCUUGGGCGGCAGCGUCUCCCAGGCCGAGCUCUACCUGGCGGCCCACGGGCAGCGGGCCAAGAAGGGGCUUCGGCGCGGCAAGCGGCCCCGCCCGCCCGCCCUGCUCGCCUCGGCCCUGGGCCUGGGCGGCUGCGUGCCCUGGGCCGCUGGCCGCCUGCGGAGGGCCGGGGCCGGCCCGGCCGCCGCUUCCCCCGAGCCCGACUCCCCCUUCCGCCGGAGCCCACCCAGAGGCCCGGCCUCCCCCCAGCACUGAGGCCGCGGACGAGGAGGGAGCCGCCACCCGGACGCACGGACCCACGCCAGCGGGAGUCGGCGGCCGGACGCGGCGGCCGGGCGGACACUGCGGGUCCUGCGGAGGCCCUGAGCGGGGCGAGCGCGGCUGAACUAGCUUCUCCGGGGGCGGGCCCUUCUUUCCCUGAUCCCCUUCCCUUUCUGCGGGAGGCCGCUCUUAGGACCGCAAUAAAGCUGUGGGCCCUGGGCCCGUUCCCCUCCCUCCCCCCAGGCUUUCUCUCCGGGACUGGACUGCCGAAGAAUGGGGUUGGUGAGCGAUGGGGCCCCUUUUUGCAGAGGGACAAAAUGAGGUGGGUGUGGCCCCAAAGUUGCAGAAAUGUAGGGUCUGGGCAGCCCGGCUUGGUAUUUGGGGCUCCCGGCUUCAGUACCUCGUCCUCCUAUCCGUGUCCUACCCCCAAGAGAUAUUCAGGGCAUCCUUUAUACCCUUAAAUCUACCCUUUGUCGGUCCAUAUGCACUUCUCCGAGAGUUCCAAGAAGCUGGAAUGGCUACAGAGUUCUGGUACCACUCAGAUCCUCAGGAGGGCAAAAGAGAUCUCAAAGGGCACGACUCCCAAGGGCGGAGAGGAGGCUUUGGUGAGGGGAGAGAGAGGGCUUGCAAGGAACAGCCCAUUAGAGGCUUAGCACUGGCCUUUGCUAGAUGAGUGACCUUGACUGAGUCACUGCCCUGCUCUGAGAUCUCCACUACCUACCUCAUGGGCUUGUUAAUGAAGAAAGCACUUGGUAAAAUAUUAAGAGGCCAUAGAAAAAGUGAGAUGUUUAUGUCUAGUGAAGAAACAGGCCCAGAGUGGGGGGAAAGGCUUUUCCAAGGUCAUUCCAACCACUUCAUGGUAGAAUUGGGACUGAACCCAGGUGUCCUGAUGUUCUAGUUAAGGGCUCCCUCCCUUGCCCUCCCCUGCUUUCUCCUGUCAUUACUCUCUUCUACUCUUUCCCAAGUGCCCCAGGCCUGGGCAGGCCCUGGGUGCUGUUUGAAAGCUGCCGGGGGCUGCGACUAUGCGGCUGGCUUGCACCUGGGCCAAGUGCUGAGGCCUUUGUCAAUUCUCUUGAGCCCCCUUCCUCUGAGGCCUGCUGCUUGGUAACUUCCAGCAGAGGAUGAGCCCAGCGCAGAGCUGGCAUCCCUGCUGAGGCUACUGACUCGCAGGCAGACCUGGACAGCUCCCUGCAUUCACUUGAACCUUCCCGGCCUGCCUCUCCUCCAUCUAUCAUCUUCAGUACACUGAGCUGAUGUGGGGGUUGGAGGCAAAGAGGUGAACCCUUUGGGGGGGGGGGGAGGGGGAGAGACUGAGUACCUUGGACAAGACACUUUCUAGUCCUGUCUCUUGCCCCUUCUGCCUGGGUGGGGCUGGCACAUCGAAUGAAGGCAAGCUAAAGGCAGGAGCUUUUUCAUCAGAAGAGUUGGGCUCACAUCUUGGCUCUCUGUCUGGUGCUAGCUGUGUGACCUCUCCAAGUGGUUCAGUGUCUCUGAGCCUCUGUUUCCUCACCUGCUAUAUGCUUCCAAUUCUAACCUGCUAUGUUCUGAGGUCCUUUCCUGCUCUGAAAUAAUUAUAUAAAACCAGUUUUCCUGUCUGA
Messenger RNA from Dromiciops gliroides (monito del monte), 2437 nucleotides. RefSeq names its product TMF1 regulated nuclear protein 1 (gene TRNP1). Bases 126 to 833 code for a protein of 235 amino acids. Gene Ontology annotation, biological process: regulation of cell population proliferation. The transcript has a single exon. The record is from RefSeq and is a predicted model, not a curated record. Gene Ontology annotation, molecular function: DNA binding. Lineage: Eukaryota; Metazoa; Chordata; Mammalia; Microbiotheria; Microbiotheriidae. Gene Ontology annotation, cellular component: nucleus.